This is a messenger RNA of Geodia barretti, 402 nucleotides long. Lineage: Eukaryota; Metazoa; Porifera; Demospongiae; Tetractinellida; Geodiidae. The record is from the annotation of a GenBank genome assembly.
UGACAAUGGCCAAGUGUUGUAUCUUAGCAGUCUUAUGUCUGGUGAUAAUUUCAUGUGCUCAGCUUGGAGAGUCUCUAUAGAGAUGUUGCAAGAGCCGUGUAUUCGGCCCUACAGCCCACCUUGAAUGACAUAAAGGCUGACAUUUCCUCUAUGAGAAACGACAUAUCUUCCAUGAAGGGUGAAAUAGCUAAACCAAGCGAAAGAAUAGAUAGUCUUACUGCGGAAGUAGCAUCCAGGAAAGAGGAACUUGAUGAAACACAGGACUCAAUGGAUGACAUUAAACAGUGUGAUUGUAAGUGUGACGUCGAUAUAUAACACAACAAAAGACUCGGAAAUGACUGGUGAGAGUGGAAACUACACAUGUGGAGGUACAAGUGGUUGGAGACGUGCAGUCUACUUAGA